AUGAUUUCUUUUUCUAGGAGUGAAUAUGAACGAGUAAUUUACGAGCGUGUAAAGGAAAUUCCCUUCCAACUGUGUCCUCUGGAGGGUAAUGAGUUCUCUGUGCUAGUUUGUGAUCCACAGAAUGCCUCUGGUUUGACAUUACAGAUUGUCCAUGAGCGGUUUCAUCAUGCCUCUUUGGGCUUAGGUGAGUUACUAGGGCACUACAUUAGUGGGGAAAAGCCUACAGGCGUGCUGGAAAUAGAGGAGAUUCUGCCUGUGGGCACCAUACUAACUGGAGUAGGAAAACUGACACUGAAUAAUAAAGGGGAAAUGACAUUAGAGGCUCCUGAAGAUGGAUGUACAUACUUUUUAACCCUUUCUGGAUAUGAAGACCUACUGCAUCAACAAGAGUCCAUAGCUCAUUUUUGGAGGGGUGCAGCCUUGUUCUUUGGAGCUUUGGGGACUGUUGUGGUAUGUAUUGCCAUGUAUCGAGCCUAUCAGAGAUAUAAGGAGAAACACAAAAGACAAGACCGCUUGGAUGAGCAGCAGAUUCAGCCUCCGGACUUUGAUGAGGAGCCAGUGGAUUCUGAAAGAUUAUGUGUGAUCUGCAUUUCGAGAACACGAGAAUGUGUGAUCUUGCCUUGUGGGCAUGUAUGUUGCUGCUUUCUGUGUUACCAGGCUCUUCCUAACAAAAUGUGUCCUAUGUGCAGAUGUAACAUAGAAAGAGUCGUUCCUCUUUUUCAGAUAUAA
Molecule: messenger RNA, 729 nt
Organism: Staurois parvus
Lineage: Eukaryota; Metazoa; Chordata; Amphibia; Anura; Ranidae
Source: the annotation of a GenBank genome assembly